Molecule: messenger RNA, 962 nt
Organism: Sus scrofa (pig)
Lineage: Eukaryota; Metazoa; Chordata; Mammalia; Artiodactyla; Suidae
Gene: TIMM13
Product: translocase of inner mitochondrial membrane 13
Source: RefSeq, a predicted model, not a curated record
GCGGCCCACUUCCGGCGCGGGUUGGGGAGGGCGCACGCGGCCGCACUCCAGUUGACUUUGCGGAGAUAUGGAAGGCGGCUUUGGCUCGGAUUUCGGGAGCUCCGGCAGCGGGAAGCUGGACCCGGGGCUUAUCAUGGAGCAGGUGAAAGUGCAGAUCGCCGUGGCCAACGCGCAGGAGCUGCUGCAGAGGAUGACGGACAAGUGCUUCCGGAAGUGCAUCGGGAAGCCGGGGGGCUCCUUGGACAAUUCGGAGCAGAAGUGCAUCGCCAUGUGCAUGGACCGCUACAUGGACGCCUGGAACACCGUGUCCCGUGCCUACAACUCUCGGCUGCAGCGAGAACGAGCCAACAUGUGAUCGCGACGCGCCAGCAGCCCACUUCCCACCCCACCCCACUCCCAGUUCCAUCUCCAUAAAUGCUGUUUGUGAGGCGGGGGCCAACGUGUGCGUGCUGCCUGCCAGAAGUUUAUGAGGACCAGACUGGUGCUGGGACAGUUGGUAUUCUGUUUCUCCGUGCCCCGUUCGCGCACACGUGCCGGCGAGUGUAACUUGCGUCUGGGGGGCCCCUGGCCCGGGUGGUGCCUUCCCUAGUGCCCCUGUUACCGAAUUGUGUCAUAUGGACCCUGUUGGGGGCCGGCUUAGGCUCUAUGUCUCCUAGGGGGUGUUCUUUUUCUGUUCCGUGGAGCCUGAAGCUGAGAUGGACACAGCACAAGCUUUAUUCAGCAGUUAAAGUAUGGAGACGCGUGAACAAACGAACUCACAGAUCAGCUUCUUAGCUGGCGAGAGGGGCUUAAUUUUAACAAGGAGGCCUGUGUGUAUGUCUACGCGGGAAGGGGCUGAGCUUUUUCCGAGGGAGUGGGGUGCCACCUCUUUUUUAUCUUUUUUGGUCUUUAAUGUCUGGUCGAGGCUGCGGAUGCGUGUGUUAUUUAAUAAGCUAAUGUAGUAAAAUCCACACAUAAUGAGA